AUGGAUUCCUCCAAAAAAACAUCUCUUCUUUUCAUCUCUAUACUUCUCAUAAUUUCUUCAAUCACUCCCAUACUUGGUUGUAGCCAUUGCAAAAAACACAAGAAACCCAAAACUAUUCCCAAUAUUCCACCUAUUAAUAAUAUUCCAUCACCACCAAAAGAGGCUACAACUUGCCCUAUUGAUACACUUAAACUUGGAGCUUGUGUUGAUCUUCUUGGUGGGCUAGUUCAUAUUGGGAUUGGUAAUCCUGUAAUUAAUGAGUGUUGUCCAAUUAUUCAAGGGCUUGUAGAAAUUGAAGCUGCAGUUUGUCUUUGUACAACUCUUAAGCUUAAGCUUCUAAAUCUUAACCUUUAUGUCCCUUUGGCACUUCAACUCCUUCUUACUUGUGGCAAGACUCCACCUCCUGGCUACACUUGCUCUUUGUAG
Nicotiana attenuata is the source of this 426-nucleotide messenger RNA. Its product is annotated as 36.4 kDa proline-rich protein-like. The transcript has a single exon. The record is from RefSeq and is a predicted model, not a curated record. The coding region runs from base 1 to 426 and encodes 141 amino acids. NCBI's taxonomy places the organism in Eukaryota, Viridiplantae, Streptophyta, Magnoliopsida, Solanales, Solanaceae.